Molecule: messenger RNA, 2221 nt
Organism: Vitrella brassicaformis
Lineage: Eukaryota; Vitrellaceae
Source: the annotation of a GenBank genome assembly
GUCUUGGAUGAAUCGGCUUUUCCGGUUUUCAAGCAGCGCCCAUACUCGCGGCCAUCAUCCUGUUGCUCUCUUGCUGCCCUCAUUUCUUGCUGGGAUCGCCACCUUCGCUCCGCCAAGUCCUUCCCUGCUAAGGGCCGCCGCUGAGCCAAUGUGGGUGCCCACAAGCGCUCGAAGAUUGGACGAAACAGAGAAGCGAGUGCUUGACGAGUCUGUUCAUGGACAAGGUCAGGAGGAGAGGAUUUCAUGGGUGCUGCGCUGGCAAGCAGCGAUGCUGUCUUCUGUGCGUGUGUGUGCAGGCCACGUGACUUAUUUGAGGAAACCGACAGCCAUUGUCCACCGCGGCGAAGAUCACCACAUCCAUACUGUCACAUACUCAGCGGGCAAGCCCAGUGACAGUCCUCCGCCUGACUCGCCUGCCAGUGGCUCAGAGAGCACCAGCAGCUCCUCGGAGGGCAGGGCCAGCUUCCCUGUUGUCUUCUGCCACGGCUAUGGAGGCGGCUGCGGCUCCUUCGCGAGAGUUAUGGCCAAGAUGGUGCGCGACCAUUCGCACCUGACAUGCCAUGCCAUCGACUGGCUGGGCUUCGGGCGAUCCUCACGGCCUUCCUUCCGCUUCGACAAGGACAAACCGCUCGACUGUGCGGCGGAGUUCGUCGGUCAGUGAGUGCAUCCAUCACGCCGUCUUUUUCGUUGGAUGCUCACUCACUUCAUGCGCUGGUGUUGGUGCUGCUGGUGUGUUGCUGUAUGUAUCAGAGUCUCUGGAGGCCUGGCGGAGAGAGAAGGCAAUCGACAAGAUGGUCUUGUGCGGUCAUUCGAUGGGGGGCUAUCUCGCGGCAGGUAGGAGCAAGAAACCGACGCUGACUGACGAUCCUAUCGGCGAUCAGCGAUCAGUGUUCUGAGUUGAAUUAAUGUGUGUGUCUUUGUCUCUUUGUGUCUUGGCUUGAUAGUGUACGCGUCGCGGUACCCACAUCGUGUCCACAAGCUCAUCCUCGCCUCGACAGUUGGUGUGUAAGACAGGCAGGGCAGGCACCAACAGCACCGAGGGGACUCACUGAUGUAUGUAAGGCUGACGAUGGGAUGGGAUGCUCCUGUCUGUCCAUCUGUGUGUGCAGGCAUCCAGAAGAAGCCGGAAGAGCUGCGGGAUGGCUUCGCCGGCGCGCCUUGGUACGUCCGCACUCUCGUGGGGACGGUCAGGGGCCUGUGGGACAUGGAUGUGACGCCACUGGCUCUCCUCCGCGGUAUUGGCCCCAUCGGACCGGGGCUGCUGAGGGGGGCGUUGUCAAAGCGGAUAGGGGAGCACAUCUACCCGAACGGCGAGAUACAAGACUAUGGUGGGCACCAUAGACAGACUGGAAGGGAGAGGUGUGUUCGGUGUGGUCAGCCUGCCUGCCGUGUUGUGUCCCUUGCGACUGCAGUGUAUCACGUGAAUGCGAACGCUGCUUCAGCCGACACCGCAAUCACCACUCUGUUCGAACCCACAGUGUUUGCAAGGUGAGUGAGUGAACAUCGAGGGAGGCAUACACUCCGGACGGACCUUCUCGUACGUGUCCGCGCAUGGGCUGUCUGUCUUUGUGCAUGUGGUGUGCGUGUGGCAGAGAGCCUCUGUUUGAUCGUGUGCGUCAGCUGCCGAUGCCGACGCUCUUCCUCUACGGUGAGUGAGCCGACCGUCGUGUCCACACAAAAUACAUACAUACAUGCUGACGGCCGGUCACUCUUGUUUGUGCAUUCGUUCCACUCACUCAGGCGAGCGUGAUUGGGUGGAUGCCUCUACUGGCCAUCAGCUCAAAGCCAUGAAUCCGCAGGUAGGUCGGCAGCGCUGCGCUGCCUGCAUAUUGUGAUUGAUGUCUGUCUUUGCUUUCAGACGUUCGACGUUCAACUGCUGCCCGACUGCGCGCAUCAGAUCACGGUCGAGAACUCCCAUUCGUUCGCUGAGGCUGUUGGGGAGUUUUGCUGUCGAUAGUGGAGAAGACAUAUAUCGGGAGGCGCAGCCUCAGGGAGUGACGCUCCAUGAAUGGUUGUGCAUGACGAUGUGAAAUAGAUAGAUGUGGAUGGCGCGACCAAGUCGACGCCUCAGGGACACGUGUUACUUCCUGGGACAGCAGAUCUUGUGUGUGAGUCUCUGCCCUGUAGAUAGAUAGAUGGACUGAAUUCGCCUGUGCAGACUAUCUAGACUGAAUCCUCACAGAUAGACUGACUCUCAGAUCAUGUGUGCAGACGGACAGGG